This is a messenger RNA of Cuscuta europaea, 2038 nucleotides long. NCBI's taxonomy places the organism in Eukaryota, Viridiplantae, Streptophyta, Magnoliopsida, Solanales, Convolvulaceae. The record is from the annotation of a GenBank genome assembly.
UGGAAGAAGCAAACUGGGUCUCUCGAAGAAAGAAAACAGGAAGAAGAUAAGCUUUACCAAUUGAAUUACAGUGAGGUGGGAUGACUGGAUCUUCAGCUUUUUAUUUUUUAAAGCUACGUGGAGUGAAUGCAUGUGGUUCGAGACAUGUUCCAAGGAUAUGAGAAACUGUCGUGUGAGGUAGUAAAUUAUUCCAAGUCCUCUAUGUCGUUCAGUUUGAAUGUGAGUGAACCAGAUAAACAAAUGUGUUGCCAGAUUUUGGGUAUUCCUAGAGAGGGAGGUCAGUCGAAGUAUCUGGGACUGCCGGCGUUGGUUGGAAAAAAUAAAAUGAUCAUUCUCGGUUAUCUUCGGGACCGAAUACAUUCUAGACUUAAAAGUUGGAAUGAUAGAUUUGUAUCUAGAGUUGGCACAACGGUGUUAUUGAAAAAUGUUGUUCAGACGAUGCCAAGCUAUGCUAUGAAUGUUUUUUUAUUACCAAAAGAACUUUGUGAUGAUAUAGAAAAAGUAAUGAACGAGUUCUUGUGGAGGGGUUCCAAGUUCGAUAAAAAAGGACUGAGAUGGAGAAGCUGGAAAGGGCUAUGUAUGCCGAAAGAGGUGGGUGGCUUAGGCUUCAGAAGACUGAGAGAAUUUAAUUUGGCUAUGCUGGGCAAACAGGGCUGGCGAUUAAUCACAGAUGAGAGUUGUCUCAUGAGUCGGGUUCUGAAGGCAAGGUACUUUCCUAAUACGAAUUUUCUUAAUGCAAAGCUGGGUAAUAAUCCUUCUUUUAUCUGGAGAAGCAUAUUUGAGACUCAGGAGCUGCAAAAAAAUAAUACUCGAAGGCGUGUUGGGAACGGUGUAGAUGUACAAGUAUGGGCAGAUGCAUGGCUGCCAGGGCAGGGAUCAGGAAAAAUUUCUUCCAUUCGACGCAGGAGUGUGAGAGACAUGAAUGUAGCGGCACUUCAUGAUAUUACAGGGAAGAAGUGGAAUGUGGACAAGAUCUGCUCUCUGUUUAAUGAGGAGGACAAAAAAUUGAUUCUUAGUAUUCCGAUCAGUGCACAGGACAGAAAGGAUGGAUAUUGGUGGAAGGGAGAAACUAAUGGUCUGUAUUCUGUUAAAAGUAGGUACCGGCUACUAAUGGGCGAGUUCCAAGCGGAUGGAUGGAAAUGAUGGAAGAAUUUGUGGGAUAUUAAGGUUCCACCGAAAUUUAAAUUUUUUGUUUGGCAGGUUUUGGAUGGAACACUCCCGGUGGUUGAUAAUUUGAGGAGGAAAGGAGUGUACAUUCAAGGCGGGUGCAAGCUGUGUAACGCACCCGAUGAAUCACUAGAUCAUGCGAUGAGAUCGUGUGCAAGAGUCCAAGUAGUGUGGCAGGCAGCUGGGAAGUACAUGGACUUCGAGCUAACCACUACGGAAGCCUGGAUAAGGAAGCGGCUUGAUAGUUUGGGCGAGGAAGAAAGAGGUAGUUUCAUGGCUAUACUUUGGAGUAUUUGGAAAUGGAGGAAUACAGUAGUUUGGGAACGGAGGAAUACUGCUAGUGUUUUAAAUGCGGCUACUGGAAUGUUGACUAGUUGGAAGGAAGUCCAAGUCACUGAGGAAGGGAGGAUACAUUUGGCCGGAGACCGUGGAAAUAAAUGGAAGAAACCGGGGUCGGAGAUUUUAUUAAAAUAAAUGUGAUUGGCGUUGUCGACUAGGAAGGGAGUAAAAGAGCCUAGGGAUGGAUAGCUAUAGACGAGUAUGGUGAUUUUAUUAGAGGCUCGGGCACUACACAUUCGGCCAGCUGGACGGUCCCGGAAACAGAAGCUAUGGGGGCACGUGUGCGUUAUCGGCAGCAUUGGAGAUGGGCUGGCAGCAGGUGGAGAUUGAAUCAGAUGCUCUAUCGUUUGUGAAAGGAAUUAAAAAAGGAGAGGGAUCCUCUUAUCUGCAUCUUAUUCUUGAUGAUAUUAGGAAAAUUCUUGAAACAAAGAGCAAUUUUUUUGUCUCUUUUUGUAGGCGGUCUGCGAAUCGUGCGACUCAUGCUUUGGCAAGGGCACGUGUUGUUCUCUCAGAUCAGAGGAUUAAUUAUAAU